Penicillium chermesinum is the source of this 1005-nucleotide messenger RNA. Its product is annotated as glycoside hydrolase family 43 protein. The record is from RefSeq and is a predicted model, not a curated record. Gene Ontology annotation, biological process: carbohydrate metabolic process. The transcript has 2 exons. Gene Ontology annotation, molecular function: hydrolase activity, hydrolyzing O-glycosyl compounds. Lineage: Eukaryota; Fungi; Ascomycota; Eurotiomycetes; Eurotiales; Aspergillaceae. Bases 1 to 1005 code for a protein of 334 amino acids.
AUGCGUCUUGUCUCCAGUUCUACCCUGUCAUGGCUGGUAGGCGGGCUCGCCGUGUUGCCCAAUGCAUUCAGCGCACCUGUCCUCCCAAAACGAGCAAGCAAUAUCCAGCUGGGCCUGAGUGCGGACUUUCCUGAUCCAUCUAUCGUGGGGACUUCUGAUGGCAAAUGGUAUGCCUUUGGGACCAACGGGACGGGGCGAAGAAUCCAAGUUGCGGAGUCCCACGAUUUCAAUUCCUGGACUCUUUUGGAUCUGGAUGCUUUGCCGACAUUUGCACCGUGGGAGACAGGGAAUGAUAAUUACGCCCCAGACGUCAUUCAGCGUAAAGAUGGGAAGUUCGUGAUGUACUAUUCUGGAGAAGCCAAAAGCGACCUCCGACAUCACUGCGUUGGCACCGCCAUAUCAGACAAGCCCGCCGGGCCCUAUAUUCCCAGCAUCACACCCUUGGCUUGCCCUUUAGAUCAAGGAGGCGCCAUCGAUCCAGCCGGGUUUAUAGACACCGACAGUACGCGCUACGUUGUUUAUAAAGUCGACGGGAACAGCAUUGGCCAUGGCGGCACCAGCCUGGUUGAAUGCAAUAAUUCCAUUGAGCCAUUAGUUGCCACGCCUAUCAUGCUACAGAAGGUCCUAGAAGACGGCAUUACUCCCAUCGGCAACCCCGUCCAGAUUCUGGACCGCAAUACCGCAGAUGGCGAUGGCCCUCUGGUGGAGGCGCCUAACCUCAUCUUCCAUGACGGCAUUUACUUCCUGUUCUACUCCACCCAUUGCUACACGGAUACUGCAUAUGAUGUCCGGUAUGCGACAUCUUCUAGUGUUGCAGGGCCUUAUACCAAGAACAAUUUGGAGUUGGUGAAGACUGGCGACUUUGGUUUGAACUCUCCUGGAGGUGCGACAGUCUGCGGGUGUGGAGACCGGAUGGUUCUACAUGGCUGGUGCAAUAACCACUCGGAGAGAUGCAUGUAUCAUGCUCAACUAACACUUAGUGGGAAGAGGGCCAUGCUGGUUUGA